This is a messenger RNA of Saimiri boliviensis boliviensis (Bolivian squirrel monkey), 2424 nucleotides long. The record is from RefSeq and is a predicted model, not a curated record. Lineage: Eukaryota; Metazoa; Chordata; Mammalia; Primates; Cebidae.
AUGAAGGAAUGGAAAUCAAAGAUGGAAAUUUCUGAAGAAAAGAUGUCAUCGAGGACUGCAUCUGAAAAACUCCAAAGACAGAUGAUCCAGGAAAGUGAAUUAGUUGAAACCAGUAAUUCUGAGGACAGAUUAUUAAAGCACUGGGUAAACCCUUUAACGGAUGCAGUGAGACAUCUCCCUUCCCAAGAGAGAGAUAUUAGUGAAAUGCAUAUUAUCCCUGAGAAAGCCAUUGUGGGAGAGAUUGGCCAUGGAUGUAAUGAAGGAGAAAAAAUACUUCGUACAGGAAAAAGCUCCCAUAGAUAUGACGUCUGUGGCCAAAACUUCAAACAGAAGUCAGGAUUAACUGAACAUCAGAAAAUCUGUAGUAUAAAUAAGACGUAUGAAUGUAAGGAAUGUGGAAAAACCUUAAGCAGGAGCUCAAACCUGAUCAUACAUCAGAUAAUUCAUACAGGAAAUAAACCAGACAUGUGUAAUGAAUGUGGGAAAGACUCUAAUCAAAGUUCAAAUCUUAUUAUACAUCAGAGAAUUCAUAAAGGAAAGAAAACUUAUAUAUGUCAUGAAUGUGGAAAAGACCUUAAUCAGAGCUCUAAUCUGGUCAGACAUAAGAAAAUUUACAGUGGUGAGAAUACCUAUGAGUGUAAAGAGUGUGGGAAGGCUUUUAAGGGAAGCUCAAACCUCAUCCUACACCAGAGAAUCCACAGUGGGGGGAAGCCAUAUUUAUGCCAUAAAUGUGGGAGGGCCUUCAGUCAAAGCUCAGAUCUUACUAUACAUCACAGAAUUCACACCGAAGAUAAACCCUAUGAAUGUUAUGAUUGUGGACAGAUGUUCCGUCAAAGUUCACACCUUGUCACACAUCAGAGAAUUCAUACUGGAGAGAAACCCUUCAAGUGUAAUGAAUGUGAAAAGGCCUUUAGGCAGCAUUCUUGUCUUACUGAACACCAGAGACUCCACAGUGGAGAGAAACCCUAUGAAUGUCACAAAUGUGGGAAGACCUUCAGUGGGCACACAGCCAUUCUUAAACAUCAGAGACUACAUGCUGGAGAGAAACUUAAAGAAUGUGAAAAAACCUUCAGCAAGGAUGAGGAGCUUAGGGAAGAGCUGAAAAUCCACCAGGAAGAGAAAGCUUAUUGGUGUAAUCAGUGUGGUAGGCAUUUCCAGGGCAGCUCAGACCUCAACAGACAUCAGGUAACUCAUACAGAAGAGAAACCAUAUGAAUGUAAAGAAUGUGGGAAAACUUUCAUUCAGAGCUCAGACCUUAUGAGACACCAUAGAAUUCACAGUGGAGAAAAACCUUGUGUAUGUAGCCAAUGUAGGAAAUCUUUUAGGGGCAGCUCAGAUCUUAUUAGACACCAUUGCGUUCAUACUGGAGAGAAACCCUAUGAAUGUAGUGAAUGUGGGAAAGCCUUUAGCCAGAGGUCACAUCUUGUUACACACCAGAAAAUCCAUACUGGAAAGAAGCCCUAUCAGUGCACUGAAUGUGACAAAGCCUUCAGGCGCCAUUCCCUCCUUAUUCAACAUCAGAGAAUUCAUAGUGGUGAGAAACCCUAUGAAUGUAAGGAAUGUGGGAAACUCUUCAUUUGGUAUACAGCUUUCCUCAAACAUCAGAGACUGCAUGCUGGAGAGAAACCUGAAUGUGAGAAAAUCUCCAGCCAGGAUGAGGAGCUUAGGGAAGAGCAGAGAAUUCACCAGGAAGAGAAAGCUUAUUGGUGUAAUCAGUGUGGUAGGAAUUUCCAGGGCAGCUCAGACCUCAUCAGACAUCAGGUAACUCAUACAGGAGAGAAACCAUAUGAAUGUAAAGAAUGUGGGAAAACUUUCAAUCAGAGCUCAGACCUUCUGAGACAUCAUAGAAUUCACAGUGGAGAAAAACCUUAUAUGUGCAACAAAUGCGGGAAAUCUUUUAGGGGCAGCUCGGAUCUUAUUAAACACCAUCGUGUUCAUACUGGAGAGAAACCCUAUGAAUGUAGCGAAUGUGGGAAAGCCUUCAGCCAGAGGUCACACCUUGCUACACACAAGAAAAUCCAUACUGGAGAGAAGCCUUAUCAGUGCAAUGAAUGUGGGAAUGCCUUCAGGCGGCAUUCCCUCCUUACUCAACAUCAGAGAAUUCAUAGUGGUGAGAAGCCCUAUGAAUGUAAGGAAUGUGAGAAACUCUUCAUGUGGCGUACAGGUUUCCUCAAACAUCAGAGACUGCAUGCUAGAGAGAAACUGGAAGAAUGUGAGAAAACUUUCAGUAAGGAUGAGGAGCUUAGGGAAGAGCCGAGAAUUCACCAGGAAGAGAAAGCUUAUUGGUGUAAUCAGUGUGGUAGGACCUUCCAGGACAGCUCAAACCUCAUCAGACAUCAGGUAACUCAUACAAGAGAGAAACAAUAUGAAUGUAAAGAAUGUGGGAAAACUCAAUCAGAGCUCAGACCUUGUAAGACAUCAUAG